Messenger RNA from Uranotaenia lowii, 5989 nucleotides. It is a transcript of the gene Oseg6, whose product is annotated as WD repeat-containing protein 19. The transcript has 11 exons. Bases 293 to 4384 code for a protein of 1363 amino acids. Gene Ontology annotation, cellular component: cilium; intraciliary transport particle A. NCBI's taxonomy places the organism in Eukaryota, Metazoa, Arthropoda, Insecta, Diptera, Culicidae. Gene Ontology annotation, molecular function: protein binding. The record is from RefSeq and is a predicted model, not a curated record. Gene Ontology annotation, biological process: intraciliary retrograde transport; cilium assembly.
CAAGACCGUACCGCAAGCAGCAGGUUGUUUUAUGAUUGAUGCAGUUCAUUUCAUUCAAGUCUAGACGCUGACUUUUGCGCAAGCAAACAUAUCCAAGAAGAGCAUAGCAAUUCACACGGGGCCCGCUUCCAUGGCAACUGUAUUCUAGAAUAAACUGUAAACAGAAAAUUUUCACUGGUGCCUUCAAAAAUUCGGUUCCCAAAGUUAUCGAUUGGUGAGGUUUUCUCCCAUUGAAAUGUGCAGUUUAAGCUUGAUUUUCAGACAUUAAACUAAGCGCGAAGCUUGCUAUAUUAUGAGCGGCGAUAAGGUUCUGUACCGAAAUGAGGAACCUCAUGGUCAGGGGGAUGUGUUCUUCCUGUGGCAAACAGGCGGCUCAGCGCAGCUUAUGGCCACUACCGGAAGCGAUGGAACGGUGGCCAUUUUCAACCGCCAGGGACAAUUGGUGGAACGGAUCGUUUUGCAAGGUUUAUGUGCCGGAUUUGCGUGGGACAAAGAUGGGGAUGUUCUAGCCGUGAUAACACAGAGCUCUCCGCAGUUGAUUUUGUGGGACGCCAAUUCGCAAAAGAAACACUUGGUCGAUAUUGGGCUUCGCGAUCCACCAAGUUGCAUUGUGUGGUCCAAGAAAGGAAGAUUAUUGGCAGUAGCUACAUCCCGAGGAAACCUAUCGAUCUAUAAUCACGCCACCACUAAGCGUAUUCCAAUUUUGGGCAAACACACCAAACGCAUCACAUGUGGCGCCUGGUCUACUGAAAACAUCCUGGCGCUCGGAAGUGAGGACAAGUAUUUGUCGCUCAGCAACGAAGAGGGUGAUACUCUCAGGUCGGUUCAACUGAGAGACAAUCCGAGUGAUAUGCACUUUGCCGAAAUGAAAACUGAUGAACGGGUCCCUGGUGAAAAUACCAUUAGCAUGAUUCUGGGGAAACGAACGCUUUUUUUGUACCAUCUCCCAGAACCAGAUUCUCCCACAGAGCUAGGGUUUCAACAGCGCUAUGGAUCACUUUUGCAGCACAAAUGGUUCGGCGAUGGGUACGUGCUGCUAGGGUUCAGUCUAGGACAUGUGGUUGCCAUUUCUACGCAUCCCAGAGAAGUGGGGCAAGAGCUGUGGCAGGUAAAAAAUCAUCGCGAUUCGUUGAACAGCAUAGCAGUUUGCAAAGAGCUGGAGUUGGUUGCUUCAUGUGGCGAUAAUAAUGUCAAGAUCCACUCGAUGUCAAACCUUCAGGAAACGGUUAAAAUCCUCGCUCUUCACGAUCAAGCCGCCAUGAAAAAUAUCGAGUGGAGCUCGGACGGUCAACUGUUGGGUGUGACCACAUCCCAGGGAGCGAUCUGUGUGUUUGUCACCAAACUACACUCGCUAUAUGCCGUUUCCCCGCCUCGGAUAGCAAUUCUGUCCAGCCUUGCCGAAGUUGCCAUCCACCAUUACGCACCAGAUAAGGCUAAACUGUCACCGACGAUGAUUACUUUGGAAAUUGAACCAUCUUUUUUGGCGAUUGGACCGUACCACCUGGCAUGUGGUAUGAACAAUCACGUGUGGUUUUAUGAUCUUGGUCGAACAUAUAGCGAUAGUCCGUUGCUACUCGGCGAUAGGGAGUAUAUGUCGGAAAUCAAACAGGUGGCUCUAAGUGCUGAAUAUUGUGCCGUCCUCUGUGGUGGACAGAUUAUGCUUCAUCCCAUUGAAUCAACCAAUGAAAUCACUAUCAAUCGAGAGCCUAAAAUAUUUCCAGAUGAAAUAAGAGGAAUGUCAGAGUCGGUUAUCACGUGCUUAGCCCUGACAAACGAUUUCCUAUGCUUUGCAACAGAUCUCGGUAACAUUGUGCAAUUUUCCCUCGAACGCUGGUCGACGGUUAUUCAAUAUCGGCACCCAGUCGGAAUGAAGUCCCUAUACUCGGAUCUGGACGGUACGCGGAUGGUUUUCGUGGAUGACCACAGCCAUGGCUAUGUGUACCUUUCGGCUACGGAGGAGGCGAUUCGAGUGCCGGAUUUUCCGAAACACGUAGUCGGCGUUCUGUGGGACCUCUCACAUGCGAAUGUGUUUGUUGCUUUUGAUCGCAGCAAUUGUAUAACGUAUGCAUUUGUGAGAAGUUCCAUUGAGGGAAAAAAGGUGGAGAAAGUCGGCGUUACAAGCUUGAUAAGCGAUCAAAUUCCACUGAUGCUGUACAACGGAGAAUUGUGCUUGCACGGUAGCGGUGGCAGGUUGACCAAUAUCGUUCUCGAUACUCAUGCCAACAAACCCGGCCAGGACGCCAAAGAACAGCUACGGUCUGUAAUCAAAAUGAGGAAGUUCAACGAAGCCUGGGAAUUGUGCAAUUUGAUUGGCGACGAAGCCGAAUGGAAGCGACUGGGCCAAGCAGCUAUCAUGGAUCUCAACAUUGUCUUUGCUAUUAAGGUUUAUCGUUAUAUUGGAGACGUGGCAAUGGUAUACGCUCUGGAAGAUUUAGUACAAAUUGAAGAUGUGAACACCCUCGCAGGGUUUUGUGCCUUAUUGUUGAACAGGAUUGACGACGCGAAAACGUUGUUUGCAAAAAGUGGAAAUCCACUCGAAGCCCUGGAACUUUGCCGAGAUUUGCUCCAGUGGGAGCAAGCGAUGGCACUAGCCAGCUCGCUGGCCCCAGAACAGUUGCCAUUUUUAGCUCGGGAAUAUGCUCAGCAGUUAGAGUUUACGGGUAACCACGCUGAAGCACUCAUGAACUUUGAGCGUGGUCUCAAGUACGACUCCGUUCCGAACUCUGCCAAUGGAGUCAUUCAACAGGAUGUCAUCGAACAGCACGUGAUGCUUUGCAAGGCAGGAAUCGCCCGCACAAGCAUCAAGUGUGGUGAUAACAGAAGAGGAGUUCAACUGGCGCUUGAAGUGGGCGACACUCAACUGUUCAACGAUUGUGGAGAAGCGCUUAUGGCAAGUGGGAACUACCCUGAGGCGGCUAUCCUUCUGGAAAAAGGUGGCAAUUGGGACAAAUGCUGUGAGCUGUAUAUUCAUCUGAAGCAAUGGAAAAAGGUGGAUCAAAUUUUGCCCAAUAUCACUAGUCUGAAGCUACACGCAGCUUACGCGAAAGCGAAAGAAGAUGAAGGACACUAUGCAGAUGCCAUUCACAGUUACCAGCUGGCUGGUGAUUUGGACAGUGUAGUCAGAAUCUAUUUGGAUAACUUAUCGGAUCCACACAGUGCUUCGGAAAUUUUGCUUGAAACAAGAUCUGUAGAAAGUUCGAAGAUGCUGUCGAAGUAUUUCGAGCGCCAUGGGGAUUACGAAUCUGCCAUUCAGUUUUUGGUGCUUUGUGGAUCUAUUAACGAAGCAUUUGCCAUUGCUCAGAAGCAGAAUAAAAUUCGUUAUUACGGUGAAAUUUUGGAACAAAGCUCCAGUGCUAAGCCCAGUGACUUUUUGGUACUUGCUACAUUGUUUGAGAACGAAAAAUAUACCUUGCUUGCCGGCAAGUAUUACUUUUUAGGUAAAGAGUAUAACAAAGCUUUAAAACAUCUGUUGAGGGCGUCGUCGUUUAGCAAUGAAGAAAAUACGGCCUUGUCUUUGGCGAUUGAUUGCGUAGCUUCUGCUAACGAUGAGAAGCUUUCGAAUCAACUGAUCGAAUUCUUAUUGGGGGAAACCGAUGGCGUUCCGAAGGAUCCAAAACUGCUGUUCCGAUUAUAUAUGGCCAAAAAACAGUACAAAGAAGCCGCCAAGGCAGCUAUGAUUAUUGCCAAUCAGGAGCAGAUAGCCGGAAACUACCGAAGCGCUCACGAUCUAUUGUUUUCAAUGUACCAGGAGCUGAAGCGAAAUAAUCUCAUGAUUGCAGCGGAUAUGAAAGCUUCACUAACUCUACUCCAUCGAUAUACGUUAGUCAGGACUCACGUGAAACGUGGAAACCACCUGUUAGCGGCCCGUUUGUUGUUGGAGGUGGCUAAAAACAUUUCUCAGUUUCCAUCACAUGUUGUACCAAUUUUGACCUCGACGGUGAUCGAGUGUCAUCGAACGGGGCUGCGCAAAUCGGCCUUUGAGUAUGCUGUUAUGCUGAUGCGAUCCGAAUAUCGGAACCAAAUCGACGGGAAGUAUGCCAAGAAAAUCGAAUCCAUCGUGCGUAAGGCACCUCGUGGUCAGCUGGAAGAUGAGGGAGCAUACGACACCAGCCCCUGCCCGGUGUGCGAUAGUAAUCUUCCCUGUAUGGAUUUCAUUUGUGGCCAGUGCAAGACAACGCUCCCGAUCUGCAUAGCAACGGGACAACAUAUAACCAAGGAUGAUAUGACGGCUUGCCCAGAGUGUGAUUUCCCGGCUUUAAAAGUUGAGAUGAUAAAAAUAUUGGAAACAACGGAGAAUCAAUGUACAAUGUGCGGUGAAGAAGUGGACUCUACAAGGUUGAUUGAUGUAGAUGAUAUCCAACCAUUUUUGGCGAAUGCGACGUGAUCAUGCGACGUGCUUCAAUAUCAAAAAAUUCAUUGCCAUGCAAACACAGUUUCAAGCAAAAAUUCCCAUGAAGAAUCAAGCUCAGAAGGCAGGAUUAGCUCAAUUUCAGACCACACUCUCAAAGGCUUUGUGGAUGGUUUGAUUUGGUUAACUAAGGAAUUCUUUUUUGUGUUGACAGUGUAUCAAUAUCCGUUCAUUUCAGGUUGUUGAUCAAAAACUAGGAACUGUUAAAUGUUUGUACAACAGUAGGAGGAACACAAAUGUUGGAUUUGAGCAGACAUGUAUAUAAUACAAGAAAAAUCGCGUCAAUUGCACCAAUAAUAAGUCUAAAAAUUCACACCGGGUGGAGAACUAACGGCCGAUUUUGAUUCUCUGCUGCUUUUCCAAAGUGCUAGAAGUCCUGAGGUACGAAAGGUUUUAUGCGGCAGCUACUCCGCUGCUCACCGAGGUACUGCACGGUUUUUUAAAAGCAAAGAUCAACGUUGACCAACUUGAUGUGCUAUGCCAGUGAUUCACAUGCCGCAAUCAGUUAAAAAUGCAAGUGGAUUCCAUAUACAUUGACUUUGCCAAAACCUUCGACAAGUUCCUCACAUUUUCGUGCAAGGAAAUAUCGGGCGCUUUGGAUUUCCAGAGUGGGCAAAUAUGGUUAAAUUAGUAUCAAUUAAAUCUUCAAGGAUAAUAAUUAUUCGUGGAACACACUCCACCGUGUUCGAAAUACCGUCCGGUGUUCCACAAGGCAGUCACUUAGGACCUCUUAUCUUCGUGCUCUUCAUAAACGACCUGGCGAAUUUGCUUCAAUCGCCUAAACUUAUGUUUGUAGACGACUUAAAAAUCUAUCGGACCAUCGACUCCAGAGUGGAUUGCGCAGGGCUUCAAGAAGACAUGAAUAGAGUAAUCGCAUGGUGUGAGAAACACGGAAUGGUUGUGAAAGCUGGAAAAUGCAAAUGUAUCAGCACCAUCAAAACCAACACCAAAGUUGUCUUUAACUACGUUCUGUAUGGUACUCCACUUGAAAUAGUGACUAGCAUAAAAGACCUGGGAGAAACCUUCGCCCAAAACCUCUCGUUUACCCAGCAUAUCGUCCAGCAUCAGGAUUUUUCCGACGAAACUCUUUGAGCUUCGAGGACUCGUUUGCUCUCAAAACAGUGCUCUACUUAUUAGUCCGCAUUGUCUUGGAGUAUGCGGCACCGCACCAGUUUGGGCGCCAUUCUGUUCAUGUAGAAAGGGUAGAAAAAGUUCAGAAAAAAAUUCUUCUGCCCUGGCUAUCGCCUUACCGACAAAGGUGUGGCCAGCUCUCUUUGACAUUGUUGAGUCAAAGAAGAGUGUACGUACAAAGAAUGUUUGUCUACGAUAUCCUGUCGAAUAAUAUUGACUGCCGCAACUGCUCCAGAGUCUAAGUUUGAGCGCUCCAGCUCGCCGACUGCGUCACCAAACCAUCUUUUGAAUACCAAGGAAGCAAAACAGUUUUUGGACAAAACCACUCGCUGAUUCGAUGCUGUCAAGUUUUCAACGAAGUUUCGCCUUGUUUGACUUUAAUGUUUCGAAAUCUGUGUUCAAAUGUGUAAUCCGUGACGUUAUCUAGUUUUAAUUGUUUUGUUAUCUAAU